AUGCGCUUUAUUGGUUAUCCGCAUUAUCUUGCAUACAAAUCAGAAUGCGAGGGCAGUAUCGUCGAGGAAAUGAAAGGCCAGCGAGAAGAUAUCGCCAUUUACAGACCUUUCAGCCUUCUCGCGGUGGUAUACAAAUCGUUCCCAAAAUACUGCUUAAUCGCAUGGAACGCAUCUUGGACGAAUCAGACAGGAAGCAUUCGAUUCUGUGGAGGUCAACGCUGUUCUGAAUGCCAUCAUACAGGCCGGAGCUCCCCUGCCUACAUCCAACUGCUCGAACAAUGCUUCUCAAAUACAACAACAACUAUCCAGCUAUUGGAUCGAAAGAUAAAGAUUCCAAUUCAGAAAGGAGUACGGCAAGAUGAUACAAUAUCACCAAAGUUAUUCAUGGCUGCAUUACAGCUUGAAGAUCGGCUUGGAAAUGAACAUGUCAAAAACGCAAAUGAUGGUGAAUCAGUGCUCUCCCGGAAAGCGGCAAAGCCCUCCCAAGUCAAUGAUGGCGGAAGCCUAAUGGCUGUAGAGGGCUAA
This is a messenger RNA of Ostertagia ostertagi, 525 nucleotides long. NCBI's taxonomy places the organism in Eukaryota, Metazoa, Nematoda, Chromadorea, Rhabditida, Trichostrongylidae. The record is from the annotation of a GenBank genome assembly.